AUGAAGGCCAGCGGAUUUCUCUGCCGGUCACAGGCCUCGACGGCGGUUUGCGUCCCAGGCGAUCCCCGGUUGAUGAUACUACCGCGUGGGUAUUCCCGCCUUGUCGACUCUCGGAGACUCAGCUCUGGCAGCCGGAGUCGGGCAGUCACCCUCCCGAUGGUUACAAAGAAGCAAAGAUCCGACUCACGACUACGGCCCACAGCCACCGCCGUCGCCGCCGCUGCCGCAACCAAUGGCCAAGUCUUCCAAGUGGUGGUCAUGAGAGUUUCAAUCCAUUGCCAAGGAUGCGCAGGAAAAGUGAGGAAACAUCUCUCUAAAAUGGAAGGUGUGACAUCCUUCAGCAUAGAUCUGGAAUCCAAGAGGGUAACAGUGAUGGGGCAUGUGUCCCCUGUGGGGGUCCUGGAGAGCAUAUCAAAGGUGAAAAAGGCCGAGUUCUGGCCAUGCUCAUGAAUUCAACUCCA
Messenger RNA from Zingiber officinale, 461 nucleotides. RefSeq names its product protein SODIUM POTASSIUM ROOT DEFECTIVE 1-like. The record is from RefSeq and is a predicted model, not a curated record. Lineage: Eukaryota; Viridiplantae; Streptophyta; Magnoliopsida; Zingiberales; Zingiberaceae. The transcript is spliced from 3 exons. Gene Ontology annotation, molecular function: metal ion binding. Bases 1 to 450 code for a protein of 149 amino acids.